Messenger RNA from Rotaria sp. Silwood1, 954 nucleotides. Lineage: Eukaryota; Metazoa; Rotifera; Eurotatoria; Philodinida; Philodinidae. The record is from the annotation of a GenBank genome assembly.
AUGGAAACAACUGAGAGUCGUCUUGUAAAGUUUGGUAUUCUAAUAUCACUUCAACCUCCUUCAAUCAUUUGUUAUUUGGCUUCAAUUCAUUAUAUUGUAUCCAAUCGACGUGCAAGAGAAGCACUUCAUAAUCAUGGUCCAUUGGUCUUACUUUUCGUUGGUUUAUUUACUGUCAUCUUCGAUCUUUCUAUGAUUCUCGAUUUCUUACGUACUGGUGUUGUUACUCCAAGUACUUAUUCCUACUGUCGUAUGUGGGCUUUCUUCGAUAUGCUUCUUUAUGCACUUGUUUGCAUAUUGAUGCUAUGGAUAUCAAUCGAACGGCAUAUACUUAUUUUUCAUCAACGACAAUGGCUUGAUACAGAAAGAAAGCGUUACUUCGUACACUAUCUUCCACUUAUUCUUAUUUUCGGGUAUCUCACGGCGUUCUAUAUAUAUGGCGGUUUUAUUUAUCCAUGUGAAAAUAACUUUGACUAUCAUGUAGUACUUUGUGGUAGUUUAUGUUUUGCUUUUGCCGAUCCUGUACUUGGUCUCUACGAUCAAUUUGCCAAUUCACUAAUUCCAAUCUUGCUCAUAGUUAUUGUGAAUCUAGGAUUAUGGAUUCGUAUUGUCUGGCAAAAAUAUUACCGAGUUAGACAAGCCAUGGAAUGGCGACAACAUCGCAAAAUGAUUGUACAAUUUGUUCCAGUAGCAGUUCUAUACAUGUCUAGAUAUCUAACGUAUGGAUUUCUUCAAUGUUAUCAUAUGAUUCAUGGUCCAACAGAUCUUAGUACCUUUAUUCAACAAGUAUACUUUUUCCAUCUAUUUUAUCUCGUCGGUUUAUUACAUCCAUUUGUUUGUCUGAUUGGUAUGCCUGAAGUCUAUCGAAAAUGGCUCCCUAAACGAAAUCGACAUAUUACUCCUACAGCUUUGAAUCUAAAUAAUAGAAUGACUAAAUUAAUGAUAACUCGUUUCUAA